Molecule: messenger RNA, 2284 nt
Organism: Trichogramma pretiosum
Lineage: Eukaryota; Metazoa; Arthropoda; Insecta; Hymenoptera; Trichogrammatidae
Product: cyclin-dependent kinase 4-like
Exons: 5
Coding region: 326-1618 (430 amino acids)
Biological process (GO): protein phosphorylation; G1/S transition of mitotic cell cycle; signal transduction
Cellular component (GO): cytoplasm; cyclin-dependent protein kinase holoenzyme complex; nucleus
Molecular function (GO): cyclin binding; ATP binding; cyclin-dependent protein serine/threonine kinase activity
Source: RefSeq, a predicted model, not a curated record
CUCAGCGUAGUCGUUGGGCUUUGUCGCGCAUCGCGAGCUACAUUCCCAACUCCCAAGUUGUAAUAAGCGUGCUGCUGCUGCUGCACGAGUGUGCGGACGAAGCCAGUGCAGUUGGUGUGUGCCCUUGUCGAGCAGUGCGGCCGCGAGUUCGCCAGCCCCCGGGAUUACAGCGAUUCGAUUCGUAUACAAGCUCGUUCGGUGCAAUCGGUGCGUGCGUGCAAUGCUGCGUCAGCAGCCAAGCUCUACCGGUGAAACUGCGCGACAGAGCAGAUUGUCACUUGGAGGCCGUCGUUCGGCGCUCGCCGGAUGAGUCUAGGAUGCUGUGAUGGCCAGCAAGACGCGAUUCCCGACUACGGAGCUCAGCAACGACCUGACCAGUUCGCCGAUAGCCAAGAAGAGCCGACUCAGCGAGGACAGUCCCGAGGAGAUCUGCAGCAGGAGUAGCGACAACAGCGGCUCCCUCAACAGUCCGUUGCAACUGAGUCUGGUAGCAGCCGAGGUCCUACCUCUGUCCGACGAGUCCUUCAGCGACGCACCGAGCGACUCGGCGGCUUCGUCCUCGCCCACCAAACACAAGCAGCCACAGAGUCAACGUCAACAGCCGCCCCAAUCCAACGCCAAUAGCCACCCAAUUGGCAGCGAGAUGGGCCGGGAGGGCGUUCAAUUGUCCCUGAGAGGCGAUCAGUCGCACUACGAUGAUCUCCUGCUCAUCGGCGACGGGGCCUACGGCACCGUUUACAAGGCCCACGACUCCGUCACGAGGCAGGUCGUGGCUCUCAAGAAGGUCCGGGUGCCCUGCACCGAGGACGGCUUGCCUACUGCAGUUCUCCGCGAGAUCGCCACUCUCAAGCAGCUCGACUAUCACGAGAGCCCGUACAUUGUAAAGCUACUGGACGUCUGCUACGGAAAUUAUUUACGCAGCUCCAGCGACCGAACCAAUUUGAUGCUCUGGCUGGUUUUCGAACACGUUGAAAGAGAUUUGGCGACUUACUUGAAAUACCGUCAACCUCAUGAAAAAACACGACAAAAGAUUCAGCAGCUCUCCAGAGAAAUUCUUCUUGGCGUUGAUUUUCUUCAUACUCAUCGAAUCGUGCAUCGAGAUCUGAAACCCCAAAAUCUUCUGGUCACUAGGGAUGGUCAUAUAAAGAUUGCUGAUUUUGGUCUUGCAAAAACUUACGACUUCGAAAUGACUAUGACGUCCGUUGUAGUAACUUUAUGGUACAGAUCACCGGAAGUUCUUUUGGGCUGCGCUUACGCGACCCCUGUCGAUAUAUGGUCUGUCGGUUGCAUUAUGGCUGAAAUUGGUGGCUCUGAUAAAGCCCUUUUUCCUGGAGUGAGUGAAGGUGAUCAAUUGGAUCAUAUUUUUAAAAUUAUUGGCACCCCACGUGAAGAAGAAUGGCCAGAUAAAAUAUCGAUUGGUUGGAAUGCGUUUACGGUGCAACCUCCGACGCCUUUGAAUUUAAAAAUCCCGAUGUUGACAAAUGCCGGAUUAGACUUGGUACACAAUAUGCUUCUUUUCAAUCCACAUAGUCGACCAUCAGCAGCCCAGUGUCUUCAACAUCCGUAUUUCCUCGAUGAUUAUUCCUGUGACAAUCUUGACAACAAAAAUUUUCUCUAGGUUUUACCCCAAAGAAAAUACUGAUGAAAUGUCGAUUUUGAAGUUGAAGUUUGCAAUUCAACGCUUAUACUCUUGUACAUAAUUAGUCGGAAUGAUUAUUAUUAUUAUUAAAGUAUAUAUGUAAUGUAUUAUUGUGUUUCUACUUGUAAGUAGCCAAAAAUAUGACAUUUUCAUGUCAAAUGUAUGUAAAGAAGUUGAUGCAUGUUUUGUGUCUUGUUGAUAGUUUAAAAUAUUCAAUUAGGUUGUAUCUUUAUAUUAUGAUGUAGGAGUGUAUUUCGCUGAAGUAAGAUUUUUAAAAUCUCGAAAAAUAAUCAAAUUAAGUUUAAUUUUAUUAGAAAAUAUGUAUAAAAACUGUUCAGUGAGUUUGACAUUUAAAAUGUCGAAUUCUCAUUCAUAGAUAAAAUCGCGGACAUUUUAAACAUUAAUUUUAUAUUGUACAAACUUAAAAUUUAAUCGUACCAGAAUACUUAACAUAAACAUAAAACAUUUUGAAUUCAUUCUGCAAUUCAUUUCAAACAAGCUAUUGUUAAAUUUUACAAUUUAUAUUAUAACAUGUUACAAAUUCUAACAGUGUGAAUAUGUGCCUUAUAAGUUUUAAAUAUUUGUAUUAAUUAUACUUAUAGAUUGUAAAUCCCAACAAGACUGUAUAAUAAUAAUCUCAAUAAA